GGUUUCCCACAUAUAAAAGAUCUGCAAUAAAGCUUCCGCUAUCAUUAUUUCCUCAAGCUGUCACAUAGCUGUGACCCUAUUCAAUGGCAGAUCCCAUAAGCUGUGUGCAGUCUCCCAGCUCAGAAAUUGAAGCUAUCUCCCAUGGCAGGUUCACCAUCAACACUCUGAUUGGCAACGAAGAGGACAACAUGAACAUCUACUACCAGCCUGAGCUCACUAACAGCAGCUUCAGUUCCUCCAACAACCUGACUCAAAACAGCAAUUUUUACUUGAGGACUUUUGGCUACAACACUCUGGAUGUUGUGCCCAGUUGCGAAUAUUAUGCCAACACACAGAUUGCAGGAGAGGAGAAGAAAAACAGACCGACCUUAGCAGAUCUGCGCUGCUACAUGGUGGGCACAGAGCAGGUUUUACCUCCCUUGCAGGAAAGUGAAACGAAUGAUGAACUUGGCAAAAGGGAGGGACGGGUGCUAAGUGAUGAGGUUCGAGAGAAACCUGUCCGAUUUGGUUGGAUAAAAGGUGUAAUGGUUCGAUGUAUGCUGAAUAUCUGGGGAGUUAUUCUCUACUUACGGCUAUCAUGGAUUACUGCACAGGCUGGAAUAGCUUUGACGUGGUUAAUCAUCUUGAUGUCUGUAAUUGUAACUAGUAUCACAGGUUUAUCCAUAUCAGCAAUAUCUACUAACGGCAAGGUCAAAUCAGGUGGAACGUAUUUCCUCAUCUCCAGGAGCCUUGGACCAGAGCUUGGAGGCCCUAUUGGUCUCAUUUUCGCUUUUGCAAAUGCAGUGGCAGUUUCUAUGCACACUGUAGGCUUUGCUGAAACUGUAAAAGACCUCCUCAUUGAGCACAGUGCAACAAUUGUGGAUCCCACAAAUGAUAUCCGGAUUAUUGGAGUCAUAACAGUUACAGUGCUGCUCGGGAUUUCACUGGCUGGGAUGGAAUGGGAAGCAAAGGCACAAGUUGGCUUCUUCUUUGUGAUCCUCGUGUCCCUUGCAAAUUACAUUGUGGGGACAAUUAUCCCACCGUCAGUGGAGAAACAGGCCAAAGGCUUCUUCAGUUAUCGAGGUGAUAUUUUUGCCCAAAACUUUUUGCCCAACUGGCGAGGUAAGGAUGCAUCAUUCUUUGGCAUGUUUUCCAUUUUCUUCCCCUCUGCGACUGGGAUCCUGGCAGGUGCAAACAUCUCCGGUGACUUGAAGGAUCCUGCUGUAGCCAUCCCCAAGGGAACCUUGUUUGCCAUUUUUUGGACAGCACUUUCCUACCUUAUAAUUUCUGUCACUAUUGGAUCUUGUGUGGUACUUGAUGCUUCUGGUAAUGUGAAUGACACCAUAGCUACUGGGUCAAUGGAUUGUGAAGGCAUUGCCUGUCGCUAUGGAUGGAACUUCACUGACUGCAUACAGACCGGUACUUGUCAAUAUGGGCUCAUUAACAACUACCAGACUAUGAGCAUGGUGUCUGGGUUUGCACCGUUGAUUACGGCUGGGAUCUUUGGAGCUACUCUGUCUUCAGCUCUUGCUUGCCUUGUGUCUGCACCCAAAGUCUUCCAGUGCCUGUGCAAGGACAACCUUUACCCUGGUAUUGGUGUCUUUGGAAAAGGUUAUGGGAAGAAUAACGAGCCCAUCUACAGUUACCUUCUCACCUACUUCAUUGCUAUUGCUUUCAUUCUUAUUGCGGAACUGAACACAAUAGCUCCAAUUAUCUCCAACUUUUUCCUGUGCUCCUACGCUCUCAUCAAUUUUAGCUGCUUCCAUGCGUCGAUUACCAACUCCCCAGGUUGGAGACCUUCAUUCACAUAUUAUAACAAGUGGGCUUCUUUGUUUGGUGCAGUUAUUUCAGUGGUCAUCAUGUUCUUACUGACAUGGUGGGCAGCCCUCAUUGCCAUUGGAAUUGUAGGCUUCCUUCUGGCAUAUGCAUUGUACAAGAAGCCUGAUGUGAAUUGGGGGUCAUCUGUUCAAGCUGGCUCCUACAACAUGGCCCUGUUCUACUCUGUGGGUUUGAAUGAAGUGGAUGAUCAUAUUAAAAAUUACAGGCCUCAGUGUUUGGUUCUUACUGGUCCUCCGAACAUCCGCCCAGCACUGGUUGAUUUUAUUGGGACUUUUACCAAAAACCACAGUCUGAUGGUGUGCGGGAAUGUGCUCAUCGGACAUCAAAAAGAAAAGGUGUCUGAAGUCACCUCAAAUGGACACGUCAAGUGGAUGAUCAAGAGAAAGGUCAGGUCGUUUUAUACCGCAGUGGCUGCAGAUAACCUACGAACAGGAUCGCGAAUGUUAAUGCAGGCUGUUGGGCUGGGAAGGAUGAAGCCCAAUGUCCUUGUGAUGGGAUUUAAAAGGAAUUGGCAUUCUGAUCAUCCACAGAAGUUGGAAAAUUACACUGGCAUUAUAUAUGACUCAUUUGACUUGAAUUAUGGCGUGUGCGUGAUGAGAAUGAAGCAAGGCCUGGACAUCACGAGAAUGACGCAGACUUGUGUAGACUCCAGAGCAGCGUUUGUUGAGCAGCAGACCAGUACCAUUUUCCAGCUGGGACAAGCCAAAAAAACCAUUGACAUCUACUGGCUCUUUGAUGACGGAGGCCUCACCCUCUUAAUUCCGUAUCUUCUCACUCGCAAGAAGAGGUGGCGCCGGUGCAAGGUUCGAGUGUUCGUGGGCGGUCAGAUCAGUCGCAUGGACGAGGAAAGAAAGGCGAUGGUUAAUCUCUUAAGCAAAUUCCGUCUUGGCUUCCAUGAGGUCCAUGUCCUGCCGGACAUCAACCAGAAACCUCGUUCUGAACAAGUAAAGAGGUUUGAGGAUCUGGUUGCUCCUUUCAGACUGAAUGACGGGUUCAAAGAUGAAGCCAUUGUUAAAGAGAUGAGGAAGGACUGUCCUUGGAAGAUCUCAGACGAGGAGAUUAAGAAAAACAAUGCAAAGUCACUCCGACAAGUGAAACUGAAUGAGAUCUUACUGGAUUACUCCCGUGAUGCUGCAUUGAUAGUUAUUACCAUGCCGAUCGCAAGAGAGGGGAAAAGCCCAAGUGCACUGUACAUGGCCUGGCUGGAGACACUAUCACAGGAUUUACGCCCUCCUGUUCUAUUAGUCCGAGGAAAUCAGCAAAAUGUUUUGACAUUCUACUGUCAAUAACACUUUAUCACUUGAACUAAAUACGUUUGCAAUAGUUGACACAAUAAAUGUGAAUGUAUGUUGCAAAUGAACAGUAAAACUAUACAUGUUUUGUAUCUGUGAUUUUAAGGACUUGAAAAUAAAAAUGUGAGCUGAACGUACAAGACUAGCAUGAAGGAGCCGGCACUGUGAAAAGAGAACACCACUUUUAAUUAGACGUUUAAUAUAUUACAAGUUAAUGACUUUAUAAAGUAAUAAUAAUUCUAAUACAGUGAACUAAUCAAUGUUCAUGCUUUAUGAAGCAUCACUUAAUAAAUCAAAAGCACAAGAGAUUCUGCACAUGCAAUGGCUGAUCUUACUAACCUUGGGUCAAGUAGGGAGGUCUGUGUAGUAGAUUCAGACAAUCGAGUGUGGAGGCCCUGUAUCAGAUCAGAGGCUUUGGCAAAAAGCAGAGUUGGAGGCAAAGUUUCAUCCCAUCUAAGCUGUCAAGCUGUUACCUGCUCACAGAGGUACUUCAUAACUAUUAAAAUUGACAUAAAUGAUUGGAAAAAUUCAAAAACAAGUAAAAAUAUUUUUAAAAAAUUAAAAGAUUACUUUAAAUAUUACUUUCAAUUUGCCUCUCAAUGUGCAGGCCUAGAAUUAUCAUUGAAAUCAACGGAUUCAUGAAUCCAAUGGUAAAUGCAACCUGGCAUAAGAGUAUGAGAGAUUCAGUGUCAUGCUGGGAAUUCCAGUAAGGCUGGGAUCCAUGACUGAAUUCCGAGUGGUGUUCCAUCUGUCUCUCAGUAACUUUCAGUUCUGUGACGGAAAAUGUGUGCAUGCAAUUCCAAGAUUUAUCUAAACUUGGCUGAAAGGAACUGCCAGCUGUGACCUGCAAGGUUUGCCUUGUUGAAUGUUGUCAAUGUAAGUCAUCCAAAUGUUUUGAUUGUUGCACUGUAAUCAUUUAUUCUGUCUCAAAUUGGUACCAAGUUAAGAUUAAAUAAAAAGCAAA
Molecule: messenger RNA, 4074 nt
Organism: Mobula hypostoma (lesser devil ray)
Lineage: Eukaryota; Metazoa; Chordata; Chondrichthyes; Myliobatiformes; Myliobatidae
Gene: slc12a3
Product: solute carrier family 12 member 3
Exons: 25
Coding region: 84-3107 (1007 amino acids)
Biological process (GO): chloride ion homeostasis; sodium ion homeostasis; chloride transmembrane transport
Cellular component (GO): apical plasma membrane
Molecular function (GO): sodium:potassium:chloride symporter activity
Source: RefSeq, a predicted model, not a curated record